AUGAACCCCAAUCAUGAAUUCUCACGCGCCAUCUCAUGGCGCCACCCCUUCCGCCGCUGUGUUGUCGGCUGCCCUGACAAACCUGAUCCUUGCCCUAACUGUCCCGCCGGCCAGGAGUGUGUUAGUCGACCUGCCACCUGCGACUCAUGUAUGGUAAACGUCUGUGUGGAGGCUCUUGAUUCAGAUCCAUCCCCCGCCCCAUCCGGACCAAACGUCGGCGCCAUAGCCGGUGGUGUCAUCGGUGGACUCUCCAUCCUCGUCGUGCUUUCGGCCAUUGUAUGGUACUACCUGAAGAAGCGAAAGGCAGACCAGUACGACGACUGGAGCCCGGAAUUCGCUGAGAAGCAGGCCGCCUUUGCAGCUGAACGGCGAGGGCGAAUGUCGGCCGUUGGAUCCAUUGCGUCCACCGUCCUCACCAGAGCCUCGAACGUCAUCCAGAUCGCCUACAUCCCCGGAGUCACCAAUCGCUCUCCGCCCGAUUCCCCUUCCAUGGUCCCUCCCGUGCCCCCCAUCCCUGCUGUCCAGGGCAACUACGAUCAGCGCUACUUCAUGCCUGGUGAUAUUCGUGACUCUGUGUGGUCGAGUACCUCCGAGGAAACCCGCAGGAGUAUCGCUCCCAGCCUGGCACGCAGCAGCGUCGCCACCACCAUCUACCGCAACAAUGCCAUCGUCAGCCCGAUUCCCGCUCAACAGGCCCUGCGUGCCAAGGCUGCCAUGGUCAGCGUCAAGUCCGGCUCCAGCACACCCGUUCUCUCCUCAAAUCCUUCACCCACCACUUCAACGCCCGCUGUACCCGCCAUCACCGUCACACAGAUCAACAAGGCCAACGCUGUUGCCGCCAAGCUGGAACAGUCAGAAAAGAUGCCUAUGGGUUCCUCGAUUGUGGCACGGACGGCGGUUGCUCGACCAAUCAACGUCACGAAACCAAAGGGCAAGAAACCCGCAGAAGAUGAAAGCAAAAACUCUCCAGCCACCCCAAUCGACGAAGAUGCCAGUUCACCCCAGGAAAAGGGACAGCCUGGCCUUGUCGAAUUACCGUCAAACGAGAAGGUUGUGCGCCAAGAACGAAGACCCAACGUCCGAGAGUCAGUGCAGUCGACAGCAUUCACAGUAAUCGACGACUCGCCCACUGAGAGACGUGGUCCCUUUACCGACUCUAGCGCUGUCGCCACACCUUCUGCGACAUCCUCCGCCAUCCCCGAAGGGAUCUCCAACCCCUCACGCCAAAGCAUCGAUUCUAAGAGCACGUCGACACACCGCCAUCGAAGCAGCCAAUCCUCCAACCGGAUCUUGGAUGGUCAAGCCCAAAGAUCAAGCGAUUCAUCCGAUCAAACUAAAAGAUCGAGUCCAUUCUCGGAUGAUAAUGAAAUCAAAUAG
Coccidioides immitis RS is the source of this 1377-nucleotide messenger RNA. RefSeq lists its product as uncharacterized. The transcript is spliced from 2 exons. The coding region runs from base 1 to 1377 and encodes 458 amino acids. The record is from RefSeq and is a predicted model, not a curated record. NCBI's taxonomy places the organism in Eukaryota, Fungi, Ascomycota, Eurotiomycetes, Onygenales, Onygenaceae.